Papilio polytes (common Mormon) is the source of this 306-nucleotide messenger RNA. Its product is annotated as gametocyte-specific factor 1-like. The record is from RefSeq and is a predicted model, not a curated record. The coding region runs from base 1 to 306 and encodes 101 amino acids. The transcript has a single exon. NCBI's taxonomy places the organism in Eukaryota, Metazoa, Arthropoda, Insecta, Lepidoptera, Papilionidae.
AUGAACGACGACCCAUUCGUAUCCUGUCCAUAUAACAUCGCCCAUCGCGUACCAAGAUCGCGAAUCCAAGCGCACAUAGUAAAAUGCGAGAAGAAGGAGAACUUGAACAUAUGUCCAUAUAACGCGACCCAUAGGUUACCGGAAGCGGAAAUGAAACAUCACGUCAUGAAUUGUCCAUCAAAAAGCGCCAUUUUCCCUGAAGAUAUUAAACGGAAGACCACAGCAUUCCUGCAUACACCUAAACCUAUUUUACAAAAAGAUUAUUUACCAGAAACCGACCCUCAUCAUGAGAUAUGGGAUGACUGA